AUGGAGAUGAUGAAAAAGUUUUGUACCUGUCUGACAUCUGUAAAACUCAGGGAGUACAUAAAAGACUACUGCAGGAGGAAUGGACUGCUGACCCUCUCUGUCUUCGCUGUGGUCACCGGCUGUGUGCUUGGAUUUACACUGCGUACAUUCAACCUCUCCACACAGGCCAAGAUCUACUUCUCAUUCCCUGGAGAGCUACUGAUGAGGAUGCUGAAGAUGUUGAUUCUGCCUCUCAUCACUUCCAGUCUUAUGUCUGGCCUGGCCUCCAUGGAUACAAAGGCAAGCGGCCGGCUGGGAGUCCUAACUGUCACUUACUAUCUGUGGACGACCUUCAUCGCCGUCAUCGUCGGCAUUGUGCUGGUGCUCAUCAUUCACCCGGGGACAGGAUCCGAGAAAGAUGGACACCAUGGAAUUACUGGGCCCGUUAUGACCUCUGCUGAUGCUCUGCUGGACCUCAUCAGGAACAUGAUCCCAUCAAAUCUCAUUGAGGCUACUUUUCAGCAGUAUCGGACAGAUUUGGUACCCAUUGUGCAGAAUGCUAAUGAGAAAGCAUCUCAAGCCAACUAUGUGUAUGUCAUGCCUGACUAUCAUAAUCCAAAACUGGGCCACCCAGUGUUCCUGGAGAUCACUCCUGCGCCCGACAUCAAGUAUAAAAUUGUCCCCAGUUCAAGCAAGGGCAUGAACGUACUGGGAAUUGUCAUCUUCUCAGCCACCAUGGGUCUGCUGCUGGGGAAGAUGGGAGAGCGUGGAUUACCACUGGUCAACGUGUGCCAGUGCAUCAAUGAGUGUGUAAUGAAGAUCAUUAACGCUGCCAUGUGGUAUUUUCCUUUCGGCAUUGUGUUCCUGGUUGCAGGGAAGAUACUUGAUAUGCAUGACCCAGCCCACCUGGGAGAGAAGCUUGGCAUGUACUUCAUCACUGUCCUGUGUGGUCUUUUUGUGCACGGCCUCAUCCUGCUGCCUCUCUUCUACUUCAUACUUACCCGCAAAAACCCCUUUGUGUAUAUCAGAGGGCUGCUGCAGGCUCUUGUUAUUGCACUGGCCACUUCUUCCAGCUCAGCUACACUGCCAAUCACCAUGAAGUGUCUCCUGGAGAACUGUGGGGUGGACCGGCAGAUCGCUCGCUUUGUACUGCCAGUGGGCGCUACCAUUAACAUGGAUGGGACAGCCUUGUAUGAGGCAGUGGCGGCUAUCUUUAUUGCUCAGGUCAAUGAGUAUGACUUGGAUUUUGGCCAACUAGUCACUGUAAGUAUAACAGCAACAGCAGCCAGCAUCGGAGCAGCUGGGAUUCCUCAGGCAGGUCUGGUUACCAUGGUGAUUGUCCUGACCUCUGUGGGGUUACCACCUGCUGACAUCUCCCUGAUUGUGGCCAUCGAUUGGGUUCUUGAUCGGUUCCGCACAAUGAUCAAUGUUCUUGGAGAUGCCUUAGCCGCCGGCAUUAUGGCUCAUGUAUGUAAGAAAGACUUCGACAGAGCUGCAGCUGCCCGUGCUGCUGCUAAUACCAAUACUCUCACUCCUGUUGCCAUGCCAGUCAGUCCAACGGGACGGAGAGAUACAGUGAUCUCCUUUGGUAAUCAGAGUGUGGCAAUGUCUGACGCUCCUCUGCUUGCACACCGCUGUGAUUACAUGUAUGAGGUGGAUGGAGACAGCGUGCUGGAGAGACCUGUGCCCUCCUACAACCUCUGCCAAGUCUGAGACACUUUACUGGAUGGACAGAAAGGGAUGCACAGCCAAAGGCACAGCUUGAGGCUCCAAGAGUUCAAGUUAAGUUUGGUUUCUGGACUUAAAGAAAAGGGGGGAAAAAAGGAGACCAAACAUUGAGCAGAUUGAGGUGUUGGGGCUGAGUGGCUUAAAUGUAUUUUGCUUGUGCCAUGCCGACAACAGAAACCUACUUCACUUGAUACACUCUAUGCCUCUGUUCAGGUUGGACUGGAGGGGGAGAUGUGAGGAAAUGAGCUUUAUGGGUAACCUGAAUCUUAAAAUGUUUAUUAUUUGACAUGAUAAUGAAUUGUAAUGACUUUUAUUUGAAGAAAUAAGUGUUGAUGAGCCUGUGGAGACAGCUAGACAUUCACAGUAGGCCUGUCUGGAUGUGGUCUGAUUGCAGGUUUGACCUCAAGGUUUUAAAUUGCCUUAACACGACCUCAGUUUUGACAGUGAUGCUGAGAAAUGUGAAGACUUGAAAGUCAACAGAAACUGAUUGUUUGUUCAAGAUAUGCUUUACCUAUUUAUACAUUAAAUCCUUAUUGAAGUAAUACUGAGGAAAACAUUGUCAUAACCCUCCUGACACACAGAAUGAUUAUUUUCUGUUUUUAUACUUGUGCUUUGACAUUUGUGUUUGUUUUCUAAUAAAAAAAUUAC
This is a messenger RNA of Melanotaenia boesemani (Boeseman's rainbowfish), 2355 nucleotides long. RefSeq names its product solute carrier family 1 member 8b (gene slc1a8b). Bases 1 to 1692 code for a protein of 563 amino acids. Gene Ontology annotation, cellular component: plasma membrane. The record is from RefSeq and is a predicted model, not a curated record. NCBI's taxonomy places the organism in Eukaryota, Metazoa, Chordata, Actinopteri, Atheriniformes, Melanotaeniidae. Gene Ontology annotation, molecular function: neutral L-amino acid transmembrane transporter activity; glutamate:sodium symporter activity; L-glutamate transmembrane transporter activity. Gene Ontology annotation, biological process: L-glutamate transmembrane transport. The transcript has 11 exons.